CAGUAGGUACUGAAUUACUUGCAACAUACAGAAAUACUGUCAGGUUAAUAGGUCUAUAGGUAAAAAUAGAAAAGUCAUGACCCCAAAGAUGUCACAGCAAGCCUCCAAGAAGGGCGCGAAGAAAAUCAUUAAGAAGGCGCCAGCAAAGGGCAACAGGAAGAGGAAAAGGUCCAGGAGAGAAAGCUACUCCAUCUACAUCUACAAAGUGAUGAAGCAGGUUCACCCCGACACCGGCAUCUCCUCCAAGGCCAUGAGCAUCAUGAACUCGUUCGUCAACGAUAUUUUCGAGCGCAUUGCGGGGGAGGCUUCCCGCCUGGCCCAUUACAACAAGCGCAGCACCAUCAGCUCCCGGGAGAUCCAGACCGCCGUGCGGCUGCUGCUGCCCGGGGAGCUGGCCAAGCACGCCGUGUCGGAGGGCACAAAGGCGGUGACCAAGUACACCAGCUCCAAGUGAAGGACC
This is a messenger RNA of Hemiscyllium ocellatum (epaulette shark), 460 nucleotides long. Its product is annotated as histone H2B, gonadal-like. The transcript is spliced from 2 exons. NCBI's taxonomy places the organism in Eukaryota, Metazoa, Chordata, Chondrichthyes, Orectolobiformes, Hemiscylliidae. Gene Ontology annotation, molecular function: DNA binding; structural constituent of chromatin; protein heterodimerization activity. Bases 77 to 454 code for a protein of 125 amino acids. The record is from RefSeq and is a predicted model, not a curated record. Gene Ontology annotation, cellular component: nucleosome.